Messenger RNA from Penicillium macrosclerotiorum, 1692 nucleotides. Its product is annotated as ankyrin repeat domain-containing protein. NCBI's taxonomy places the organism in Eukaryota, Fungi, Ascomycota, Eurotiomycetes, Eurotiales, Aspergillaceae. Gene Ontology annotation, molecular function: protein binding. Bases 1 to 1692 code for a protein of 563 amino acids. The transcript has 3 exons. The record is from RefSeq and is a predicted model, not a curated record.
AUGAGUAGUAGCAGCUGGCGAUUAAGAUUUCGCUAUGUGGAAUACCAGUUUGAAGCCCUCAGGCGCUGUCCUCGGACUGAAUACUAUCUUGAUAAAUACCUGCAGUCAUUGCCGCGUGAUCUGGACGAAACUUAUGAGCGCAUGCUGGGCUGGGCUGACGAAGAUUAUACUUAUGGUGCCCGACGGAUUCUAGCUCUAUUAUGCUACUCCUAUCGACCUCUUUCGAUAGCAGAACUUGCGGAUGCAUAUGCGGUUAAUAUCGAGAAGCUACAGCUUAAUCCUGGGAAUCGGCUGCUAGAUUUCGACGGCAUCAAGAUAAUGUGCAAAGGAUUUGUUGAGUUCUCGGUUAGUAGCACUCCGAUUAAUGAGGAAAGAGCGAGUAUGAACGCUUGGCUUUCUCAUCCAUCCGUCCAGGAAUACCUUAUGUCGGACUAUAUUUGGCCACAGAAUGGUCGGACAGAUCCACUACGAGUUGAGAAUGGGCAUACCCUUCUAUCAAAGGUCUGCCUCACAUAUCUCCUCAAAAUGAGCCCUGAGGAGGUGAACCAAAAUGAGUCAACCACUGAUUGGCCGCUCGCUCGUUAUGCUGCUCAAUAUUGGUACCAUCACUACGAAAGGGCUGGAGACAUGAGAUCGCAUGUUGACCCAUUGAUCUUGAAGCUUUUCAAAGAUACCAGAGGCUCUUUCAUAAACUGGAUAAAAUUUUGGGAUGCGGACGAAAAGGCAGGUGGCACCGGCGAAACGCUGGCCACUCCAGCUAGAGCUGCAACUCCAGUAUACGUCGCUUCGUUUCUAGGGCUUCACUGGCUUUUAGAAUACCUUCUAGCUGGCGAAAAGGGAGAAAAUUGCGGAACAGCGACCCUUGUCAACGAAGAAAGUGGAUGUCUUGGGAAUGCUCUCCAGGCCGCGUCAUUCAAUGGCCAUGAGGCCGUGGUGCAUACUUUAUUGCAAAAAGGUGCUCAUGUUGACCAGCAGGGGGGUCGUUUCGGCAACGCCCUUCAGGCCGCAUCGGGGGAAUACGUCAAUUCUUUAUUGGCAGCAUCGUACAACGGACAUCUCGAGGUUUUCCGCAUGCUGCUCAAUAGUGGCGCUGACACUAGUGCUCAGCUGAGUGGUAUCGGAAAUGCGCUUCAGGUUGCAUCCUGGAGGGGUCAUACGGAGCUCGUCAAGAUUAUGUUAGAGAAAGGUGCUGAUAUCAAUGCCAUUGGGGGACGUUUCGGCAAUGCACUCCAAGCUGCAUCAUUAAAAGGCCACGAAAGAACUGUGCGAUUGUUAUUAGAAAAGGGCGCGGAUACCAACAUCCAAUACGGAAAGCUUGGAAAUGCCUUACAGGCUGCUUCGUGGCGAGGGCACCAGAAUGUGGUGCAGAUGUUGCUGGAUAGCGGUGCUAGGGUCAAUACCUUGCACGGGCAAUACGGAAGUGCCCUUCAAGCAGCCUCACUAAAAGGCCAUGGAGACGUCGUACGGUUACUGCUAGGGAAGGGAGCAGAUCCGAAUUUAUGCGGAGGUGAACAUGGCAGUGCAUUAAUAGCUGCAUCCCACAAUGGCCACGAGAAGAUAGUGCAGAUGCUGAUAAAUAGAGGAGCGGAUGUCAAUUCUCAAGCAGACAGUAGCAAUGCAUUCGCAGCAGCCCUAUCGAGAGGUCACCAAGUUGUCAUGCAGCUUCUAAUUGCCGCAGGAGCAAUGGAAUAA